This is a messenger RNA of Rhodotorula toruloides NP11, 1596 nucleotides long. Its product is annotated as protein of heat shock protein DnaJ family. Gene Ontology annotation, cellular component: cytosol. Lineage: Eukaryota; Fungi; Basidiomycota; Microbotryomycetes; Sporidiobolales; Sporidiobolaceae. The coding region runs from base 1 to 1596 and encodes 531 amino acids. The record is from RefSeq and is a predicted model, not a curated record. The transcript has 11 exons. Gene Ontology annotation, biological process: protein import into peroxisome matrix.
AUGGCUGCUCCUUCAACUCCUCUCGCAGCCGAUGCGACCGCCACGACCCCGCCAGACGUCGACGUAGGACUGGGGAUCGAUGGAGACAGGAUCAAGGAUCCUUACUACUACCACCUGCUCGGCGUCAAAGGAAACGCGAGUGAGGCGGAGCUGAAGAAGGCGUACCGCAAGCUCGCCAUUAAGUUCCACCCUGACAAGAAUCCGGACAACCCUGAUGCGGCGUCCAAGUUCCAGGAGAUCAGCGAGGCCUACACCAUCCUCUCCGACCCGAACUCCCGAGUGACGUACGACAAGUACGGAAAGCAGUCCGCGCUGGGGGAGGCAGGCGGCGAGGAGCGGAUGCCAGACCCGGGAGAGGUCUUCUCGCAGAUGUUCGGCGGAAAGGCCUUUGAGGAUUGGAUUGGCGAGAUCAGCCUUGGAAAGGAGGUCUCAAAGGCGUUUGCGCAAGCCGAAGAGGAGGAAGAGGAGGCUGCAGCGGAGGAAGCAAAGGCUGCCGCCGCGUCUGGCGCAUCGACUCCUCAGCAGAGCGCAAUUCCCUCGGAGCCUCACGUUGAGAAGCCCGCCGCCGCAGCUGCGGCAGCCUCGCCGUCUCCCGCCUCACCUGCCGGUUCCACCUUCUCCCCCCAGUCCACCUCUCGACCCGCCUCGACUACCGCUCCUACCGCCGGCGCCGCUUCAACUGCCGCAGCCGACUCGACCGCCUCAUCUUCGACCAAGCCCGCCAAGUCGCACCUCGCCGGCAAGCCUCCCAAGCUCUCGGCGGAGCAAAAGCAGAAGGCGUACGAGGAGGAGAAGAAGUCGUGGGAGGAGAAGCGGAAGCGGAUUGAGACGCUUGCUGAGAAGCUGAGGGACCGGGUGAGGCCGUUUGUCGAUGCGAGGAACCCGGGAGACAAGGAUGAUCCCGAGACGAAGCGAUUUGCGGAGCGCAUGAGGGAGGAGACGAGGGAUCUGGCGAUGGAGAGCUUCGGUGUUGAGCUGUGCCACCUGCUCGGCGAGAUCUAUAUGCAGAAGGCGACGACCUACAUCCGCCUCCAUCGCAAGCCCUCCGCGAACCUCCUUGGCCUUCCCGGCUGGUGGUCGCGCGUCAAGGAGAAGGGCGCAACCCUGAAAGAGGGCUGGUCGUUCCUCUCGACCGGUCUCGACGUCCAGCGCGCGAUGCUUGAUAUGGAGAAGCGACAGGAGAAGGGCGAUUUGGGUGAGGAGGAGAUGCGUAGGUUGGAGAUGGAGAUGAGCGGGACGCUUUUGCUUGUGGCGUGGAAGGGGAGCAAGUUUGAGUUGAGCGCGGUAUUGAGGCAGGUGGUCGACCUCGCCCUUACGAAGGAAUCGCCCCAGGUGACGGAAGCCAUGCUGAUGAACCGGGCCAAGGCCAUCUUGUUCAUCGGCGCGAUCCUCAAGGCCGUCCAGCCCGAAGAAGGCGACGACGAGCGCCGCGAACUCGAGCGCCUGGUCGCCGAGGCCCAGCAGCGACGGAAGGAGCGCAAGGCCGGAAAGAACAAGGAGAAGGAGAAGGCUGCUGCUGCCGGCGCAGCAUCGUCGCCGGCUGUUGGCGCCGCCGAGGCGAAGGCGUCCGUCGAGGAGGAGAAGACGAAGGCGUGA